Molecule: messenger RNA, 204 nt
Organism: Hemisphaericaspora subhashii
Lineage: Eukaryota; Fungi; Ascomycota; Pichiomycetes; Serinales; Debaryomycetaceae
Gene: RPS28B
Product: 40S ribosomal protein eS28
Exons: 1
Coding region: 1-204 (67 amino acids)
Biological process (GO): maturation of SSU-rRNA; ribosomal small subunit assembly; translation
Cellular component (GO): cytosolic small ribosomal subunit; ribosome
Molecular function (GO): structural constituent of ribosome
Source: RefSeq, a predicted model, not a curated record
AUGGAAGCUAAAUCUCAAGUUACAUUAGCCAAGGUUAUCAAGGUCUUAGGUAGAACCGGUUCAAGAGGUGGUGUCACCCAAGUCAGAGUUGAAUUCAUUGACGAUGCUACCAGAACCAUUGUCAGAAAUGUUAAAGGUCCAGUUAGAGAAAAUGACAUUUUAUGUUUAAUGGAAUCCGAAAGAGAAGCCAGAAGAUUACGUUAA